Molecule: messenger RNA, 1950 nt
Organism: Penicillium brevicompactum
Lineage: Eukaryota; Fungi; Ascomycota; Eurotiomycetes; Eurotiales; Aspergillaceae
Product: zinc finger CCHC domain-containing protein
Exons: 2
Coding region: 1-1950 (649 amino acids)
Molecular function (GO): zinc ion binding; nucleic acid binding
Source: RefSeq, a predicted model, not a curated record
AUGGUGCAUAUGGGUUCCCCUGAACGCGAGGAAGCCCGUUCCUUUUGCUUCCUCGCGCUACGUCUUACCCUCACAUUACGUAGCGCCCACCUUGGUAACCGACGACAACAAAGACAACCGACGACAACAAAGACAACCGACGACAACAAAGACAACCGACGACAACAAAGACAACCGACGACAACAAAGACAACCGACGACAACAAAGACAACCGACGACAACAAAGACAACCGACGACAACAAAGACAACCGACGACAACAAAGACAACCGACGACAACAAAGACAACCGACGACAACAAAGACAACCGACGACAACAAAGACAACCGACGACAACAAAGACAACCGACGACAACAAAGACAACCGACGACAACAAAGACAACCGACGACAACAAAGACAACCGACGACAACAAAGACAACCGACGACAACAAAGACACAAUGACGUCCAAAUCUAACGAAGCCCUUAGCGCUCGAGGGCCUGAGGAUAUGGAACGGAGAGGAAGAACAAGAAGAGAAACCGUGAUGGCACAAGAAGCCACCGUCGUCGACGAUGACGGAUCUGACGACGACGAUUACCAGCCUAGUAAUGAAGACGACAGGACAGUACUGCCCGAAAAUGCGGGCACGACCCCGAUGAUUGAUGCGUUUGACUACGUGAGCCCGAAUCACCCGCUACGUCCUGCUCGAGCGAUCUGUGUUCUAGAUAGAGCGCAACAAUUGGCACGAUUGCGACACCAUUUCGAGUUCUGGUGGGACGUUAUGCUCGCCAUGGACAAACAAGCCAAAAUGAAUACAAACCAAGUGACCGAUGAUUUGAUUCGUGAAGAAGUCAUACGUUUAGGCGAAGACAACCGAGAACUGCGACGUGAAAGAGACCGUAUGACGGUGCAACGAGAUUUGGCAGAGAAGCGAGUCGAGGAACUGGCCUCGAAGUUGGACGGAGCUUACCGAGAGCGAGACCAGUCAAUCAAUACGUUGAUGAAUACGGCGAGACAAACGACGCCGGUUCCGGAAAGAAACACCAACAGUCGUGUUCCCCGACGCGAUGUCUCCCUGGAGGCUCGGACUGAACCGAUACGACGAGACGGUUCCCACUUGCUUUACUCCAGUCCGGGACGUUUCGAUAAUCCAAAGUUUCCUGAUGCGCCUGUAUUUUCAGGAGAUCGCGGCGCGUUUGAUAGCUGGAGAGACAAGGUGUAUGACAAGCUGAGUAACAGCGCCGCUCAGUACCCAAAUGAAGAGCAACGAAUUGCCUAUAUUCGCAGCCGCACUGACGGUAUCGCCUAUCAACAAAUCCGAGCCCAAUGUCGACCCGACCAUCCGCGCAGCUUUCGGUCUGCUGAAGAUGCAUUGGAAGCUCUAGAAAAGAUUUACGGCGAUAAGAACAAGAGAAAACGGGCCAUCAACGAACUGCGCACCCUGCGUAUGGGAAGAAGGACCUUUGAUGACUUCUAUGCCGACUUCGCCCGCUGCGCUGCGGAAGUUGGAUAUGCUGAAGAUGCUAUGAUACCACUACUCGAAAACGCGAUCUCAAACGAGUUGGCCCGACAAGUCAUCGGGUUGCAGAAACCCGCAGACUUUUACGACCUGGUAGAUUUCUAUCGAGAUGUUGAUCACGAGAUGCGUGAUUACGAAAGAAGGUUGCCAAGCCGUGUCAUUGGCACCGGCCGAACCAAUCAGCAAUACGAAAAAUCACGUCCAAGACAGACACCCUUCGCCACACGAUCUGAAGGCUAUGUUCCGCGCCCGGUAGAUCGCGCCUUGCUUGCUCAGCAUGGCCGAUGCUACAAGUGCGGUGAGCAUGGACACCGAAUCCACGAGUGCACAAACCCGCAGAUGAAGGAGAUGCCACGCCUUGGUCGCGGAACAGCGAAGGUAAACCAUGCGACGAUGGAAUCCGACAUCGACGAUGAAAGCACCGUCGUUGAGGGAAAAGAGAUGUCCUAG